Suillus clintonianus is the source of this 942-nucleotide messenger RNA. Its product is annotated as ribosomal protein L10-domain-containing protein. Bases 1 to 942 code for a protein of 313 amino acids. NCBI's taxonomy places the organism in Eukaryota, Fungi, Basidiomycota, Agaricomycetes, Boletales, Suillaceae. Gene Ontology annotation, cellular component: cytosolic large ribosomal subunit. Gene Ontology annotation, biological process: ribosomal large subunit assembly; cytoplasmic translation; ribosome biogenesis. The record is from RefSeq and is a predicted model, not a curated record. The transcript is spliced from 4 exons. Gene Ontology annotation, molecular function: large ribosomal subunit rRNA binding; structural constituent of ribosome.
AUGGGUGCUACUCGCGCGCAAAAGGAAGUUUACUUCACCAAACUAAAGGAGCUCAUCUCCAAAUAUCCCUCCAUCUUCAUCGUCAAUGUUGACAAUGUUAGCUCCAACCAGAUGCACCAGAUCCGUGUUGCCCUCCGUGGCAAAGGUGUCGUCUUGAUGGGCAAGAACACCAUGGUUCGCCGUGCUCUCCGUACCAUCCUCUCGGAGAACCCCCAAUUCGAGCGUCUUCUUCCCCACGUCAGGGGUAACAUCGGUUUCGUCUUCACCGAUCAAGACCUCAAGGAAGUCAGGAGCAUCAUUGUUGCCAACAAGAUUGCCGCCCCUGCUCGUGCCGGUGCUUAUGCCCCCAAGGAUGUCUUCGUCCCCGCCGGGAACACCGGUAUGGAACCCGGAAAGACCUCCUUCUUCCAGGCCCUCGGUAUCCCCACCAAGAUCGCUCGUGGUACCAUUGAAAUUUCGACCGAGGUCCAGGUCGUUACCGCUGGUAGCCGUGUCGGUUCAUCUGAGGCUACUCUCCUGAACAUGUUGAACAUCUCACCGUUCACGUAUGGUAUGACUGUCGUGCAAAUUUUCGACUCUGGAAACGCGUUCGCUCCCGAAGUCCUCGAUAUCGACGAGAAGGUGCUCAUUGACCGCUUCAUGUCCGGUAUCCAGACCAUUGCUGCCAUUUCAUUGGCCCUCAACUACCCGACCAUCGUCUCGGUCACGCACUCGCUUGUCAACUCGUACAAGAACCUUAUUGCUGUGUGCUUGGCCACCGACUACAUGUUCGAGGGUGCCCAGAAGGCCAAGGAGUACUUGGAGAACCCUGACGCAUUUGCUGCCGUUGCCGCACCUGCUGCCGCUGAGGCUGCACCCGCUGCUGCUGAGGCCGAGGCUGAGGAGAAGGCUGAGGAGAAGGAGGAGUCUGACGAUGACAUGGGUUUCGGUCUCUUCGACUAG